CGUCGUCAGCGUCGUUUUCGUCUUUGACCAAAAUAAUACGGCGUCGUUUUCAUCAAAUCCCAAAGCUCAGCUUAAACCCGCAACGUCAAGGGUUUUAGUUGUAGAAAAGCUGCUUCUUCUCUCUCUCUCAGCCAUGUUUGUGUCAAGAGGUCUCUGUUGCAGCAGAAUCUGGAAUCGUUCUCUGUUUCUCAAACGUUAUUCAAACUUCCGAGCUAGUUUCUCGACCAAACGUAUUGGGACGCACAAUGGAACUUUCCACUGCGACGAAGCCUUAGCUUGCUUCAUCCUUCGUCGUUCCAGUAGAUUCUCCGAUGCUCAAAUCAUACGAACCAGAGAUCAUCAGGUUUUGGAGAAGCUUGAUGCGGCACUUGAUGUUGGAGGUGUGUAUGAUCCUCAGAGUGAACGUUAUGACCAUCACCAGAAAGGCUUUAGUGAAGUGUUUGGCCUUGGGUUCAAUACUAAACUCAGUAGUGCUGGGCUUGUCUAUAAGCAUUAUGGAUUGGAGAUAAUUUCUAAGGAGCUUCAACUUGAUCAGAGACAUCCCGAUGUGUUUCGAUUGUUUCUAGCUGUGUACAAGAACUUCAUCGAGGCAGUAGAUGCUAUAGACAAUGGCAUCCAUCAGUAUGAUACUGACCAGCCUCCAAGAUAUGUAAACAAUACUAGCCUGGGGCAUAGGAUUGGAAGGUUAAACCUAGACUGGAUUGAGCCUGAUCAGUCUAGUGAAAAAGAAGACGAAGCCUUUCAUCGGGCAAUGGAACUUGCUGGCUCUGAGUUUUUGGAGUGUGUUCAUUUUCACGCGAAAUCGUGGUUACCAGCUCGGUCAAUUGUUAUGGAAUGCCUUGCAAAACGGUAUGAUAUAGACUCCAGUGGAGAAAUUAUGAAGCUCAGUAAACAAUGCCCAUGGAAACUCCAUAUAUUCGAGCUCGAGGAAGAAAUGAAGAUUGAUCCUCCCAUAAAAUAUGUUCUUUACCAGGAUGAUAGAAGCGAAAACUGGAGGAUCCAAGCAGUUUCAGUUUCACCAGAGAGGUUUGAGAGCCGUAAAGCUUUGCCAUUAUCAUGGAGAGGUCUAGAAAUGGAGAAGCUCUCAGAGGAAAGUUCAAUCCCAGGCUGUGUUUUUGUGCACAUGAGCGGUUUCAUUGGUGCAAACCGAACCUAUGAAGGUGCCUUGGCAAUGGCAAGAGCCUCUUUGAUGACAUCAUAACCAAAGAUCGGUUAUUUGGUUUGAAGUUUGAACCGGUUCCUAAUCCUAUACACAGAAUCAAAUGGUCAAUAUAUUUAUUUUUAUUUUUUUUGUCGGCCAAAUUAGAUAAAAGAAACAGAGUACAUAAGUGUUUUGACAAUAUAGUUACAUUGUAUUCAGAUUUUA
Messenger RNA from Arabidopsis lyrata subsp. lyrata, 1366 nucleotides. RefSeq names its product UPF0160 protein. Gene Ontology annotation, cellular component: nucleus; cytoplasm. The coding region runs from base 134 to 1201 and encodes 355 amino acids. The record is from RefSeq and is a predicted model, not a curated record. The transcript is spliced from 7 exons. NCBI's taxonomy places the organism in Eukaryota, Viridiplantae, Streptophyta, Magnoliopsida, Brassicales, Brassicaceae.